Messenger RNA from Trichechus manatus latirostris (Florida manatee), 703 nucleotides. RefSeq names its product stress associated endoplasmic reticulum protein family member 2 (gene SERP2). The record is from RefSeq and is a predicted model, not a curated record. Gene Ontology annotation, biological process: endoplasmic reticulum unfolded protein response. The coding region runs from base 153 to 350 and encodes 65 amino acids. The transcript is spliced from 4 exons. Gene Ontology annotation, cellular component: endoplasmic reticulum. NCBI's taxonomy places the organism in Eukaryota, Metazoa, Chordata, Mammalia, Sirenia, Trichechidae.
ACAGCAGGGUCCCGGCGGUCGGGCGGCGCGGCACGCAGCGCUCCAGGCCGGAGUUCCGCACGCCCGCCGCUGGGUGCGGCGAGGACUCGCGGCAGCGCCUGCCUCGGUGGCCGCGCUGGUGGGAGUCGAAGGCAUUUCAAAGCGCCUAAGCCAUGGUGGCCAAACAGCGGAUCCGGAUGGCUAAUGAGAAGCACAGCAAAAACAUCACCCAGAGGGGGAACGUAGCCAAAACCCUGAGGCCUCAAGAAGAGAAAUAUCCAGUAGGACCAUGGCUGCUGGCACUGUUUGUUUUUGUUGUAUGCGGCUCAGCUAUCUUUCAGAUCAUCCAGAGCAUCAGGAUGGGCAUGUGAGAAAGCCCCGGGUUCGAGGCUGCCUCACUCCUGCUGGAAGGCAGAGGACCGCAUACACUUUUAGCCAGGUGUCUGUGGGAAGCACGCAAGCUGUGCAGAAUAGAAAGAAGGCUCCCUUGAUUGUUCCUGAUCAUUUCAUCUUGGAUGUCAGGCCAAAUUGCCUUCUCACAGGACAUCUUGGUGUGUCCGUGCUCCCAAGCGGAAAGGACAUUGGACUUUUCUGUUGACUGGAUCGGCAGCUCCUGGCUGUCUGCAGCCGCGCUGUGUGUGGUUUUUCCUUGGUUUCACUCAUGUCUGCAUGUGGCCCUCUGAACGAUUGCUGGUUUACCUUCUACGGAUACAGUCUCGCCUCC